Paramecium tetraurelia is the source of this 703-nucleotide messenger RNA. RefSeq lists its product as uncharacterized. Gene Ontology annotation, molecular function: RNA binding; structural constituent of ribosome. Gene Ontology annotation, biological process: translation. The transcript is spliced from 5 exons. Gene Ontology annotation, cellular component: ribosome; cytosolic large ribosomal subunit. The record is from RefSeq and is a predicted model, not a curated record. NCBI's taxonomy places the organism in Eukaryota, Ciliophora, Oligohymenophorea, Peniculida, Parameciidae.
AUGAACAAAGGGAAAUAAAAAGAAGAGAGAAAUUAACUCUAUGGAAGUGAAAUAAUGAAAAUUAUAUAAUAUAUUUAUUUUUAAAAUGGUAAUGAAUAUCACAAUUAAUCAUGGUAGGGAGUCGACGCAUAUAAAAAGACAAGAGUAUAAAGAAAUGUAGGAAGAAAAGUAACAUCAACUAACCUCUAUUUGAAAUUAUUGAUAAAGUUAUAUAAAUUCUUAGCCAGAAGAACAGAUUCCAAUUUCAAUGCAACAGUUUUAAGAAGACUUUAAUAAACCAGAACUGCUAGAUAUCCAAUUAGUGUAAGCAGACUUGUCAAAUAAAUUAAUACUGCUAAAGAUAAGUCAAGAACAUUAGUUGUUGUUGGCACUGUUACAGAUGACGUACGACUUCUUACUGUCCCUAAACUUAACAUUUGUGCACUUAGAUUCACUGAAACAGCCAGAAAGAGAAUUCUUGCAGCUGGUGGAAAAACAUUGACAUUCGAUCAAUUAGCACAAUAAAAUCCAACAGGCACAGGAACAAUAUUAUUGAGAGGACCAAGAGUGAGAGAAGAAUUAAAACAUUUCGGCAGAGCAGCAGGUCUACCAGGAUCUCAUGCUAAGCCAUAUGUUAGCCACACUGCAAGAAGAGGAAAGGGUGCAAGAUGAUUGUUUAAAGUACAUUAAUAAAUAAAAAUUAUAAAAUAUUUGUCCAGGUUGA